AUGGCAUCAGCAGCUGAUGUGGAUCUUCACACUUUCUCCCCUUCCCAUACCUCCAUCCCUCCACCCUCCCCCUCCAACCUUUCCGCUACCCACCCUACUUCCACCCUCCCCGCUUCCACUCACCCCUCUUCCUCUCACCAUGCUUCCACUCACCCCACUUCCACCACCUCCCACCGAUCCUUCCUCCGAUCAGCUGACGGAACCUUUGAGGCGUCUCAAAAGUCCGCCGGCCACCGAUCGUUCCUGAGAUCGGCUGACGGCACACAGGAGGCCAACCGUGCCGCUUCUGCUGUUGCUGCCGGCCUUGCUGCUGCUGCUGGCGCGGCUGCUGGUGCUGCUGCUGGUGUGGCUGGUGGUGUGGCUGGUGUGGCUGCUGGUGUGGCUGGUGGUGUGGCUGGCGCUGCUGCUGGUGUGGCUGGUGGUGGUGGUGGUGUUUCUAUUCGCUCUGAUGCUGCUGCUAGUGCCACUGGCUCUGCUUCUGGGCCAAGGGUUGUGAGGAUUAAGAAAGGAGGCAGGAGCAAGAGCAGCUCAGAGGGGUGUAGAGUGGUGAAGCUAGGUGAGGAGGGGGGAGAGGUGGGAGCUGGGUCAAGCCGAGGUGAUGCGAUAGGGUCGAGUGCGGUUGAAAUGGAAGGGGAAGUUCCCCUGGUGGUUUCGGGCAGAAGUAAAAGUGCGGUGUAUGGAAGGAGCUUAGAGAAAGGUGAGGAGGGGUCGCGGAGUGGGAGGCGCCGGGCAUCUGAAGUUCUCCAGGCUGCCCGGCGGGCAUCAAAACAUGCGAAUGCACUGAAGCAGGCCGAAAAAGGACCGCAGGCAGGAGGAGAAGCAGUAGCAGCAGAAGAAGGAGCAGGAGCAGGAGGAGCAGGAGGAGCAGGAGCAGGAGGAGAAACAAGGGUAAGGGAGCGACCUGGAGGAGAGGGAGUCAGGGAAGCAGCAGCAGAAGCAGGGGAUGGGCCUGUUGGUGGUGUAAAACAGCCGCCUAUGCAUUACUGGGUGCCUUUGAAAGGUGACGAUGAGGAGGAGGAGGAGGGGGGUGAGGGCGAGGGUGAGGAGGAGGAGGAGGACGAUGACAGGUUCCUUCUGAGUGCUCUCAAGGGGGAAGCUCCUCCUCCUUCUCCCCCUCACACCCCUCACCCCCCUCACCCCCCUCACCCCCCUCCCCCUCCUCACCCACCUCACCCUCCUCUCUCCCUGUCCACAAGGCUCGCACCCUUCCCUCCUCUCAAGCUUUAUCUGAGCUCAACCGGCGCAUAG
Closterium sp. Naga37s-1 is the source of this 1248-nucleotide messenger RNA. The record is from the annotation of a GenBank genome assembly. Lineage: Eukaryota; Viridiplantae; Streptophyta; Zygnematophyceae; Desmidiales; Closteriaceae.